Messenger RNA from Punica granatum (pomegranate), 1096 nucleotides. The record is from RefSeq and is a predicted model, not a curated record. NCBI's taxonomy places the organism in Eukaryota, Viridiplantae, Streptophyta, Magnoliopsida, Myrtales, Lythraceae.
UCUCAAAACACUGAAAUCCGACAAAUCUCGGCUAGUUAGAUUCCCCAUGGCAGAUUAUGGCAGCACGACGAGUAGUGGUGGGAAGUCAAGCGUGUAUGUCACGGCCCUAGACGGCCUCGUCCACGUCAACUCCCUCUUCAGCGGGGUGGUCUUCCUCGGCCUCUCCUUCAGCAGCAGCUCUUCCUCCUCCUCGAGCACAUCCUCCACCUGCACUGUCGACGAAACCACUGUCAAGCGGCUGGUGUUGUUCGAGAUCACGUCCUUCAGCUGCUUCCUCUUCUCCACCAUGGUCGCAUACGCGCUCAAGCUCGCCCUCCACCUCCUCCACUGCAAGGGCCACGGAUCUGGUCCUUCCACUGCAAGCAUCCACUCUUGGGUCCUCAGGUUCGGGGUGAUGCUCAUCGCCUUCUCCUCUUGGCUCGGGUGACAGCCCUCGACGCUAUUUUGAAUAUGAACACCCUCUUCACCAGCAGCGACUUUCUUGGGAUCUCAUUAAACCCGGACUCCUCCCUCGUCACUUCGUCUGCCUGUUCUGCAGGGCCCGAUGUCGCCAAGAGGCUUGUGAUGUUCGAGGUCAUCUCCUUUAGCUUCUUCCUCUUCUCCACGCUGGUGGUUCAGGGCCUGAAGAUCCACCUCAAUCUGAUCAACAGCAAGUACAAAGAUGAACCCGUGAUCGCUGAGGUUGACAAGAGAGUGCUGAACCUUAGGCUGAUUGGAUCGGCGAAUUGGGACCAUCUUUGGUUGCGCGUCUCUGAUGGUCGCUAUAGUUCAUGUGAUUGAGUUAAGGCUGGGGUUACUCUCCUGUGGAAACAAGUAUUCCAUUCCCGCCAUUUCUACCUUGUCUGCGUCAAUUUUCCUUGGUUUCGUGACUUAUCUGUUCAACAUUGUCCAUGGAUAUCUGGACCAACGCCGGCAUUCUCCAUCCCCAACUUCCAAUCGAUCAGGAGACAUCAUGCAAAGCAAGAAUGUGGACGAGACCUAGUUAUCACCGGAAUCCAGGCUUUCAUUGCCAGUCUGUAAUUGAGAUCACAAAUUUCUCCAUCACACAUGACUAUAUAUACAUUACUCAAAUCAAUGGCAAUUAUACAAGUUUCUG